Molecule: messenger RNA, 3770 nt
Organism: Drosophila eugracilis
Lineage: Eukaryota; Metazoa; Arthropoda; Insecta; Diptera; Drosophilidae
Gene: Ssdp
Product: single-stranded DNA-binding protein 2
Exons: 2
Coding region: 1431-2774 (447 amino acids)
Biological process (GO): positive regulation of transcription by RNA polymerase II
Cellular component (GO): nucleus
Molecular function (GO): single-stranded DNA binding; protein binding
Source: RefSeq, a predicted model, not a curated record
UUAACGGCCGGCAAACGGUCACACUCGAACGAGACGAAGACGACGACGACGCAACUUGUAGCAGUAAAAAUAUUUAUGGGAUUUUGCCGUGUUUAAACGAAUUAACCAAACUAAUAAUAUAUUGAAAUCAAAGUGAAAAUGUGAACGUUGUGUUUGCUUUCGAUAUGACAACCAUUUAAAAUGCAUUUCAACGUGAUAGCUCGCUGUGAAAAUUUCGUACAGGCAAAAAAGAGCCGAUUUUUAGUAGAAGAAGAAGAAGCAGCAGCCGAACAGGCAGUAAAAGCAAUCAUCGAAUACACGGACAAAGCGCACGGCGAAUGAAAGGCGUGUGAAGAGAAAACUUGCAAAAAUUACAGCAACAACUCAGCGGCGGCAAGCGAAAAAGUGUGUUUAGAAAAGAAAUUAAAAACACACGAACAUAUACAUACAAACAUACUCUGUAAAACGAAUAAACACACAUACACACAAAACAAGAGAAUUGGUGCAAAAAGCUAAAGAAAAAAACGAAGUAAAAUAGCGCGCGGUUUAAUAAUAAAUAAUUAUAUGUAUGCGCGCAAAACAUGUGAAGAGCCGGGGAGCCGCUAAUACAAAUACGAAUACGAAAAAUCAAUGAGAUUGUAAUAAAAUUCCGUAUUCUCGCUAUCGCUCCUCCCUCUCUCGCCCUGCCGCUCUCGCUCCCGCGCUCUCUCACUUUAUGUCUCUCUUCUUCUCUCUUUCGCGAGCGCAGCAGCAGCCUCUCAAAAUUGUGUGUUUGUGUUUCUUGUUGAUUUUGUGAUAAAAUUGCAAUCAACAGCACACGACACUCGCCAAAAUAAUAGUAUUUAAAGCGAUACAAAAAAUAUAAAUCAAAUACUAAAAGUGAACAGCAAAAGUGGUUGUGCAAGAAGAAGCAGCAACAAUCAGGCAAAAAAAUACCUGAAAAAAAUAAACGGUAAAACGAAGAAGUGGCGACACACACAAACGAACGGCGAGAGCGCGCUAAAAAGUUUAUUAAGUAAAAAUCCCAAAAAGUAAAAAGCCAGACAGUGCGUUUCAUUCCCCAUUCGCAAAAAGCAAAGUCAAAAUAUAUAUUUUAUUAAAAAUGGUGGAAGUAAUAGAGCGGCGGAGAACGGCUGCGUGAGCCCAAAGCGCGGCCAAUUAAAAAACAACAACAGCACAGCAGUAGCAGUAACAGCAGCAGCCGCUGAAGAAGAAGAGGAAGACGAAGAAGCUGAAGCUGAAACAACCGAAGAGGAGGAAACAGCAAGAGCCUCGAAAAGUACAUAAAAAAAGUAUAAAAAAUUUAAAUACGGUUGAAGUCGGUAGACUAAAAGCGAACUAGCGACUAAAGAGAGGCGAGAAAACCCAAACUCCGAAAACAGAAAACCACCUUAUCCAACGCAACAAUAACAACAAGAUCCACAGCCAACAAACCAACAACAUCACACAAAAUGUACGGCAAAUCAAAGACAUCGGCGGUUCCAUCGGACGCCCAGGCCCGCGAAAAAUUGGCACUGUACGUGUACGAAUAUCUGCUUCACGUUGGCGCCCAGAAGGCGGCACAGACAUUCCUCUCGGAGAUCCGAUGGGAGAAGAACAUAACGCUAGGCGAACCGCCGGGAUUCCUGCAUACCUGGUGGUGCGUCUUCUGGGACCUCUACUGUGCGGCGCCUGAGCGGCGGGAUCAGUGCGAUCACAGCUCGGAAGCAAAGGCCUUCCACGACUACGGCUUUGUCAGCUCCGGCUAUGGAGUAAACGGAAUUGGACCAGGUGGCCCCCACAAUGCCGGCGGUCCGGCGCCCAGUCCCUUGGGACAGAUGCCGCCCGGCGGCGAUGGCGGUCCAAUGGGUCCCGGCGGACCAAUGGGACCGAAUUUCUUUCCAAAUUCGACGAUGCGACCGUCGCCACCGACGCACGCCUCCAGUCCGCAACCGCCGCCGUCGCAGAUGAUGCCCGGUCAGCCGCCGUUCAUGGGCGGGCCACGAUAUCCCGGUGGACCACGGCCCGGCGUGCGUAUGCAGGGCAUGGGCAAUGAGUUUAAUGGACCGCCCGGUCAGCCCAUGAUGCCCAAUAGUAUGGAUCCCACACGGCCAGGCGGCGGAAUGGGACCGAUGAAUCCGCGCAUGAAUCCGCCACGAGGUCCCGGUGGAAUGGGACCUAUGGGCUAUGGCGGACCGGGAGGAAUGCGCGGCCCAGCACCAGGACCAGGCGGAAUGCCACCCAUGGGCAUGGGUGGAGCGGGUGGCAGACCACCACAAUGGCAGCCGAAUGCUUCAGCGCCUCUCAAUGCUUACUCGUCAUCAUCGCCAGGAAACUAUGGACCAGGACCCGGUUCAAAUGGACCGCCUGGACCGGGAACGCCAAUCAUGCCAUCGCCGCAGGACAAUACGCAAGGCGGACCAGUCGGCGGACCCGGGGACAGCAUGUACGCCCUGAUGAAGCCCGAAUUCCCGAUGGGCGGUGGGCCCGAUGGAGGCGGUGGAGGAGGCGGACCUGGCGGCAUGGGUCCAAUGGGUGGCGGGCCCAAUUCAAUGGGCCCCGUACUUAACGGCGGCGGCGGACCAGACGGCUCCGGCCUGGACGGCAUGAAGAACUCGCCGGCCAAUGGCGGACCUGGGACGCCGCGCGAAGAUUCUGGCAGCGGAAUGGGCGAUUACAAUCUAGGCGGAUUCGGAGGACCCGGCGAAAAUGAUCAAACGGAAUCGGCGGCCAUUCUGAAGAUCAAGGAAAGCAUGCACGAGGAAGCCAAGCGGUUUGAGAAAGACACAGAUCAUCCGGACUACUUCAUGCCAUAACAACAUCACCAACAACAGCAGCAGCAUCUCAACACCGUGGCAGCCGCUGUGGCAGCUGUGGUGGCGGCUGCGGCGUCCAACGGAUCGGCGGGUAGCUCCUCGGCUGCUUCCAUUGCGGCUGCUGCUCUUGGGGCCGCCGCCUCCAAUCUGCUCAGCAAUGGCAACAACAAUUUCUAAAGGCAAAAAAAAACCACACACAACACCACACAGCAAAUAAGAACGCGGUAGUAGAAAUCCUUGAUACAUAAGCAUAAAGUAAUUACCAUUUAACGCAUGUAUGAGAAAUAGAUAAAGCGAAACAAAAAAAAGAAAGCCCUUAAAUAUAAUAGACUAAAGCAGCAAAUGUAAAAUUGUGAAAGGAUCAAACGGACAUAGAAGCUUUCUGUUGCCACUGCCACUGUCCUUCGUACUGUAUUUCUCGCUGUUGAUUUAAGAUAAGUUCGUUUCGUUGUUGUAUUUUAUGCUUAAUUUUAGUUUUUCGAUCGAAAAUUCAACUCACAAAAAAUGCACUGAAAGGCAGGUGGAGGCCACAGGGCAGUGGCGUACAGAAUGACAGUGUUUCCGGGCUAAAUUCGAGAUAAUACUAAAAAGUAAAAAAAAGGAAAAACUAAGCAAGAAAAGCAGUAAUCGUAAUGAACAAACAAAUGCAGUUGAACUUCUGUAAAACGAACUACAAUUAGAAGUAAAAGUAAAAUUUAUAAAUGAACUUGAAGUUCUGCUUGUGGUUCGAAUUAGAGACGUUCGACUGUGUACUUAAAUGUAAUGUUAAACAUGUAUGCAACAAGUUCAGUGAGCCUUGUGAUUAGUUUCGUUGUUGCAAACACUCACCUCACAGCAAAAACCCGAGAUCCAUUCGCCCCAGUCCCCUAUUUAUAACCAUUCACACUUGCUUAUAUAGAAAACAUAAAUCAUACAUCGCAGAUCAAUUGUUUGUUAAGCAAGGAUAAAAAAAAAUCGAAAUGAAUGGAAUAUUAAUAAUGAUAUGCAUAAUACCUA